AUGGCUGAACAACACCCCUACAGUCCUGAAGACGUAGGCAAACCGAAAGUAACAGGCACUCGCGUCCACGAACGCCACAUCUCCAACGACUCGACCGGACUGCAAGUGCGAGAAAUCAUCACCAACAGCUCCCAGGCCAAGAAGAACGUCCUCACUCAGAAAGCGGGCUACGAGUAUACCGCUUUCAAGUGGCCGAGCUGGAAGAAAUGGAGCGUCCUCACCGUCAUCUUCAUCCUGCAGAUCUCGAUGAACUGGAAUGCUGCCAUCUACGCAAACGCCGUGAGUGGCAUGUCCAAGCACUUUGACAUCAGCGAUGCGCAGACCCGACUGGGACAGAUGGCAUUUCUGGUCGCUUACGCUUUUGGAUGUGAGCUCUGGGCUCCGUUCUCCGAGGACUUUGGGCGCAAGUGGAUCCUGCAGGGCUCCUUGUUCCUGGUCAAUGUGUGGCAGAUUCCAUGUGCGUUGGCGCCGAACUGGGGCACUGUCCUUGUCGCGCGCACGCUCGGUGGGCUUUCUUCCGCUGGAGGUUCCGUCACGCUGGGUAUUGUCGCCGACAUGUUCGAGCCGGCUUACCAGCACUAUGCUCUUGCGUAUGUGGUGCUCGCAUCUGUCGGCGGCAGCGUCGUGGCACCCAUCUUUGGAGGUUUCAUCGAGCAAUACUUGGAAUGGCAGUGGGUCUUCUGGAUCUCCUUGAUUUUCGGUGGCAUUACGCAGAUACUUCACUUGUUCCUUGUACCCGAGACUCGGCCUGAGAAGCUAUUGGCGAAAGAAGCUAAACGACGACGCAAGAAUGGCGAGGACAUCUGGGCCGAGAGCGAACUCGAAGGUACAUUCUGGGAUCGCAUCCGAGGAGAUCCAAAGGCAGCAUGUAAGGAGAUUGCGGUCUUGAUGUGGCGUCCGUACCUCUUCCUUAUCAAAGAGCCGAUCGUUCGCUGGCUCUCUCUCCUCAGCGGCUUCUGCGACACGCUCAUCUUCAUCGGCCUCAGCUCCUACCCUCUGGUCAUGCACAAAUGGAACUUCAGCACCAUCGCCGUUGGACUGUCUUUCCUUCCACUGGCAAUCUCUUACGUUAUCGCCUGGGCGACCUUCAUGCCGGUAUAUCGUCGAGAUCGUCAGGUGAUGCAGGGAGAUGCCAACAAAAUUUCGCCUGAAAGGCGUCUGUGGUGGUUGCUCUUCACCGCUCCUCUCGUACCCGUCGGUCUCUUUGGCUACUCCUGGUGUACUCUGGGCCCAGCGAAAGACGUCCACUGGAUCGCGCCCAUGAUCUUCAGCGGCAUGAUCGGUAUUGCCAAUUUUGCGGUCUACAUGGCCACCAUCGACUACAUGGUGGCGGCAUACGGUCCAUAUGCUGCAUCUGCCACAGGCGGCAACGGCUUCUGCCGUGACUUCCUCGCCGGUCUUGCUGCGCUCUUUGCAAAUCCGAUGUACGAGAAGAUGGUCCACGGUAACAGCGACUUCAAGUAUGUCUGGCCUACUAUCUUGCUGGCGGGUAUUGCGCUUCUUCUUGUCAUUCCGGUGUACUUUUUGUACUUCGGUUGGGGAGAAAAGUGUCGAAAGGAGAGCAGAUACGCCCAGGCGGUCCAGGAGAAGCGAGAUGAGGAUAACGAUCAGUCUGAGACUGGGGCUGAUGACACCGAAAGCGAGGCCAAGCCCUAG
Messenger RNA from Lecanosticta acicola, 1656 nucleotides. The record is from the annotation of a GenBank genome assembly. NCBI's taxonomy places the organism in Eukaryota, Fungi, Ascomycota, Dothideomycetes, Mycosphaerellales, Mycosphaerellaceae.